GAGCAUCUGAAACAGCGACGACUCAGGCAUCGGUUCCCGGCGAACGCGACUUCAGCGGCUGCUCCGAACGGGGACUCCUACAAGCGACGCCGUCUUCGGGAACGUCGUACCGCCGUAGGUGCGAGAGAGUCAUCCUGUUCUGCAUGGGUCUCGUCUGGCUCAAAGUGAACGACUUAAGUUGGAAAUGAAUUAUCAAGCUUGGACUUGAAGUUGAUUGCUCAACAUUUGGAGAAGAUGAAGGCUGGGAGUGCAGCCAAACUGAUUGUUGAUGCUUUGCUGCAGAGAUUUCUUCCGCUUGCUCGGCGUCGUAUUGAAACUGCCCAAGCUCAAGAUGGGCAGUACCUUCGACCAUCAGACCCAUCCUAUGAACAAGUAUUGGAUUCUUUGGCUAUGAUUGCACGACACACUCCCGUCCCUCUUCUAGAGGCUCUCCUCAGAUGGAGAGAAAGUGAAUCUCCUAAGGGUGCAAAUGAUGCAUCAACAUUUCAGAGAAAGCUUGCAGUGGAGUGUAUUUUUUGCUCUGCUUGUAUUCGCUUUGUUGAGUGUUGUCCACAAGAAGGGCUAACAGAGAAACUAUGGAUUGGGCUUGAAAAUUUCGUCUUUGACUGGCUGAUUAAUGCAGACAGGGUUGUUAGUCAGGUGGAGUAUCCAUCAUUGGUUGAUUUGAGGGGGCUUCUUCUAGACCUAGUUGCACAACUUCUCGGUGCUCUUUCACGGAUCAGAUUCAGUUCUGUGACUGAGCGCUUCUUCAUGGAGCUGAAUACACGCCGGAUAGAUACUAGUGUUGCUCGUAGCGAAACACUCAGUAUCAUACAUGGGAUGCGCUACCUGAAGCUUGGGGUUAAGACAGAGGGUGGAUUGAAUGCUUCAGCUUCCUUUGUGGCAAAAGCCAACCCUCUCAAUCGUCCUGCUCAUAGGCGCAAAAGUGAACUUUAUCAUGCAUUGUGCAAUAUGCUUUCAAAUAUUCUAGCACCAUUGGCAGAUGGUGGCAAAGGUCAAUGGCCUCCUUCAGGAGUAGAGCCUGCACUUGCUCUAUGGUAUGAUGCCGUUGCACUGAUAAGGGUUCAGCUUAUGCAUUGGAUGGACAAACAAAGUAAACAUAUAGCGGUUGGAUAUCCUCUGGUUACACUUCUACUGUGCCUUGGUGAUCCUAAUGUUUUCCUCGGUAGCUUUGGUCCUCACAUGGAACAAUUGUACAAGCACCUAAAGGACAAGAACCUGCGCUUCAUGGCCUUAGAUUGCUCACAUCGUGUUAUGAGGUUCUACUUGAGUGUUCAUGGUGAUUCCCAACCUCCAAACCGCGUAUGGGACUACCUUGACAGUGUGACUUCUCAACUCCUGACAGUUCUACGAAAAGGCAUGCUUACACAGGAUAUCCAACAUGAUAAACUUGUUGAAUUUUGUGUUACCAUUGCUGAUCACAACCUUGAUUUUGCAAUGAACCAUAUGAUACUUGAACUUCUGAAACAAGAUAGUCCAAGUGAAGCAAAAGUAAUUGGUCUUCGUGCAUUGCUUGCCAUAGUCAUGUCCCCCACCAGUGAACACGUUGGCUUGGAAAUCCUUCAUGUUCGUGGUUGUGGUCAUUACAUUCCAAAAGUUAAAGCUGCAAUUGAAUCUAUCUUGAGGUCCUGCCAUAGGACCUAUGGUCAGGCUCUUCUAACAUCUUCAAGGACCACGAUAGAUGCUGUGACAAAGGAGAAAUCCCAGGGAUAUCUUUUUCGCUCAGUCCUAAAGUGUAUACCAUAUCUAAUUGAAGAAGUUGGUCGAAGUGAUAAAAUUACAGAGAUUAUACCUCAACAUGGUAUAAGUAAUGAUCCUGGUGUGCGGGAAGAAGCUGUACAGGUACUGAAUAGGAUGGUGAAAUACCUGCCACAUCGCCGUUUUGCAAUUAUGAGAGGGAUGGCAAACUUCAUUUUACGUCUUCCUGAUGAGUUUCCUCUUCUCAUUCAAACAUCGCUGGGGCGUCUUCUAGAUCUGAUGCGCUUCUGGAGAGUUUGUCUAUCUGAUAGUAAGAUAAAUGCUGAUACUCCAGAGGCAAAGCCUGUACAGAGAACUGGGGGGUUCAAGAAAUCCUCUUUCCAUUAUCCACAAGAGGCAAUUGAACGAGCUUCAGAGAUAGAUGCCGUUGGUCUUAUUUUCCUAAGCUCCGUGGACAGCCAGAUCAGGCACACUGCACUGGAGUUAUUGCGCUGUGUUCGUGCUUUACGGAAUGAUAUACAAGAAUUUUCCGUUCAUGAUACCUCUGAUUCAGAUCAUAUCUUGAGAAAUGAGGCGGAUCCUAUAUUCAUAAUUGAUGUUCUAGAAGAGCAUGGGGAUGAUAUUGUUCAGAGUUGCUAUUGGGAUACUGGCCGACCUUUUGAUUUGAGACGAGAGUCUGAUCCUGUACCUCCUGAUGUUACUCUUCAGUCUAUCCUGUUUGAGAGCCCAGAUAAGAAUCGUUGGGCUCGAUGCCUUAGUGAGCUUGUGAAAUAUGCUUCUGAGCUUUGCCCAAGCUCCGUUCAAGAGGCAAAAUUGGAUGUUAUUCAGCGUCUUGCUCACAUCACACCUGCUGAACUGGGCGGGAAGGCUCAUCAAUCUCAAGAUACAGACAACAAGCUAGAUCAGUGGUUAAUGUAUGCUAUGUUUGCAUGUUCAUGCCCAUCUGAUAGCCGGGAUGGUGGUGGUUCAGCAGCAUUGAAAGAAUUAUUCCAUGUUAUCUUCCCAUCCUUGAAGUCUGGUUCUGAGGCACACAUACAUGCAGCAACUAUGGCUCUUGGUCGAUCACAUCUGGAAAUAUGUGAAGUCAUGUAUAGUGAGCUUGCCUCUUUCAUUGAUGAGGUCUCUUUAGAAACAGAAGGCAAACCUAAAUGGAAGAGUCAAAAAAAUCGACGCGAAGAACUUCGUAUAAACAUUGCAAAUAUAUACCGUACUGUUGCUGAUAAUAUCUGGCCUGGAAUGCUGGCUAGAAAGCCAGUUUUUCGUCUGCACUACUUAAAGUUUAUUGAAGAGACAACUAGACAAAUACUAACAGCACUCCCUGAGAACUUCCAUGAGAUUCAGCCCCUCCGUUAUGCACUUGCUUCAGUAUUGCGAUCUCUGGCACCUGAAUUUGUUGAAUCAAAAUCUGAGAAAUUUGAUGUUAGGACAAGAAAGAGACUUUUUGAUCUUCUGCUCUCCUGGAGUGAUGACACUAGCAGUUCAUGGACUCAAGAUGGUGUUAGCGAUUAUCGCCGUGAAGUAGAGCGAUACAAGUCUUCCCAGCAUUCUAGAUCAAAAGAUUCUAUAGACAAGCUUUCAUUCGAUAAAGAGUUGGGUGAGCAGGUUGAAGCACUCCAGUGGCAAUCCAUGAAUGCAAUGGCUUCAUUGCUGUAUGGUCCUUGCUUUGAUGAUAAUGCAAGAAAGAUGAGCGGCCGUGUAAUAUCUUGGAUAAAUAGCCUGUUUAUUGAACCAGCGCCAAGGGUGCCUUUUGGCUAUUCGCCAGCAGAUCCUAGAACUCCAUCUCAUUUGAAAUACACUGGAGAUGGUCGUGGAGCCAAUGGGCGUGACAGGCACAGAGGAGGACACCUUCGCGUAUCACUUGCAAAGCAAGCAUUAAAAAAUCUUCUCAUUACAAAUUUGGAUCUGUUCCCUGCUUGCAUUGAUCAGUGCUACCACUCUGAUGCUGCAAUUGCUGAUGGCUACUUCAGUGUACUGGCUGAAGUUUAUAUGCGCCAAGAGAUCCCAAAAUGUGAAAUACAGAGACUUCUAAGUCUUAUACUCUACAAGGUGGUGGAUCCUUCCAGACAAAUUCGUGAUGAUGCCCUCCAAAUGCUUGAAACACUUUCUGUGCGUGAGUGGGCUGAGGAUGGUAUUGAGGGCUCUGGUAAUUAUAGAGCUGCUGUUGUCGGGAACCUCCCCGAUUCAUACCAACAGUUCCAGUAUAAGCUCUCUUGCAAACUUGCUAAGGAUCAUCCUGAAAUGAGCCAGCUGCUUUGUGAAGAGAUUAUGCAGAGGCAGCUUGAUGCUGUGGAUGUGAUUGCACAGCAUCAGGUCUUAACCUGCAUGGCCCCAUGGAUUGAGAAUCUUAAUUUCUGGAAACUGAAGGACUCUGGGUGGAGUGAGAGAUUGCUGAAAAGUUUGUAUUAUGUGACAUGGCGACGUGGCGAUCAGUUUCCAGAUGAGAUCGAAAAGCUAUGGAGCACAAUUGCUAGCAAACCUAAGAACAUUAGCCCUGUAUUAGAUUUCUUGAUCACAAAGGGAAUUGAAGAUUGUGAUUCAAAUGCUUCAGCAGAGAUAAGUGGUGCGUUUGCUACAUAUUUUUCUGUUGCAAAGCGGGUCAGUUUAUAUUUAGCCCGUAUUUGCCCUCAGCGUACCAUCGAUCAUUUGGUGUACCAAUUGGCCCAGAGGAUGCUUGAGGAUAGUGUUGAACCUCUGAGGCCCAGUGCAAAUAAGGAAGAUGGAAAUGGAAACUUCGUCUUGGAAUUCUCUCAGGGCCCAUCUGUUUCCCAAGUUGCAAAUAUUGUGGAAAACCAGCCUCACAUGUCUCCUUUACUAGUUCGCGGAUCUUUUGACGGCCCACUUAGAAACACAAGUGGAAGCUUGAGCUGGAGAACAGCAGCAGUUGGAGGAAGGAGUGCGUCGGGGCCAUUGAGCCCUAUGCCGCCCGAAAUGAAUAUUGCUCCUGUAAGUGCUGGUCGGUCCGGUCAGCUUCUUCCGGCGCUGGUAAAUAUGUCGGGCCCAUUGAUAGGGGUCCGGAGUUCAACUGGCAGUCUUCGGAGCCGUCACGUCUCUCGAGAUAGCGGAGAUUAUCUUAUAGAUACGCCAAACUCGGGUGAAGAUGGUUUGCUUUCCGUGGCGGGCGUGAAUGCAAAAGAACUACAGUCCGCUUUGCAAGGACAUCAACAGCACUCACUCACUCAUGCAGACAUCGCAUUGAUCUUACUUGCUGAAAUAGCCUAUGAGAAUGAUGAGGAUUUCAGAGAACAUUUGCCUUUGCUCUUCCAUGUCACUUUUGUCUCAAUGGACAGUUCGGAGGAUAUUGUUUUGGAGCAUUGCCAACACUUACUUGUCAAUCUUCUCUAUUCCCUUGCAGGUAGGCACUUGGAGCUGUAUGAUGUUGAAAGCAGUGACGGGGAGAACAAACAACAAGUCGUGAGCCUCAUCAAAUAUGUCCAGUCAAAACAGGGAAGCAUGAUGUGGGAAAACGAGGACCCCACAGUCGUAAGAACAGAAUUACCGAGUGCAGCACUCUUGUCUGCCCUUGUACAGAGCAUGGUAGAUGCCAUCUUCUUCCAAGGGGAUCUGAGAGAAACAUGGGGAGCAGAGGCACUGAGGUGGGCCAUGGAGUGCACAUCGAGACACCUCGCUUGCCGGUCCCACCAGAUCUACCGUGCUCUCCGGCCUUGCGUGACGAACGAUGCGUGUGUUUCUCUCCUUCGUUGUCUCCACAGGUGUUUGGGGAAUCCGGUCCCUGCCGUUUUAGGUUUUGUCAUGGAGAUCUUGUUGACCUUACAGGUGAUGGUAGAGAAUAUGGAGACAGAAAAGGUUAUACUGUACCCCCAGCUUUUCUGGGGGUGUGUUGCUAUGAUGCAGACAGAGUUUGUCCAUGUUUACUGUCAGGUGCUUGAGCUCUUCUCCCGGAUUGUCGACCGUCUAUCGUUCCGGGACAGAACCACUGAAAAUGUGCUUCUUUCUAGCAUGCCAAGAGAUGAGCUUGAGUCUGGGGAUGGUUCUGACUUUCUUCAACGUCUUGAAUUGAGGAAUGCCUCUAUGCUCUCGCCCUCACGGAGCAACAAAAAGAUCCUCCCGGCGUUUGAAGGGGUGCAACCUUUGGUCCUUAAAGGGCUCAUGUCGACCAUCAGUCACGGCGUGUCGAUCGAGGUCCUCUCUCUCAUCACUGUUCCCUCAUGCGAUUCGAUCUUUGGCGACCCGGAAACACGGCUCCUGAUGCACGUGAUUGGAUUGCUCCCCUGGCUCUGCUUACACCUCAGCGGCCACGACACGGCUGGUGGCAGUGGUGGGCCCGCCCAAAAGGCAUGCGCCGUCGCGACCAACAUCGCGAUAUGGUGUCGGGCGAAAUCGCUGGACGAGCUGGCGACCGUUUUCGUCGCGUACUCGCACGGGGAGAUCAGGAGCGUACUGACCCUUCUGGCUUGUGUUUCGCCCUUGCUGUGCAACGAGUGGUUUCCGGCGCAUUCCGCCCUGGCGUUCGGCCACCUUUUGAGGCUUCUCGAGCGGGGCCCGCUAGAAUACCAGCGGGUCAUCCUCCUCAUGCUGAAGGCUCUGCUCCAGCACACUCCAAUGGACGCCGCUCAGAGUCCCCACAUGUACGCCGUUGUGUCUCAGCUGGUGGAGAGCACUCUGUGCUGGGAGGCACUCAGCGUGUUGGAAGCCCUCUUGCAGAGCUGCAGCACCUCCUCCAUGCCCGGCGGGUCCCACAUGAACGAACCGGGAGGCUCGUUCGAGAGCACUGACAGCAAGACCCUUGCUUCUCAGACUUCCUUCAAAGCCCGCAGCGGCCCGUUACAGUUUCCGAUGGCGGGGCCCACUAACGCGACGGACUCCGGGCUAACACCCAGAGAUGUCGCACUGAAGAACACGAGGCUGAUGCUCGGGAGGGUUCUUGACAGUUGUCCCCUCGGGAGGAGGCGAGAUUACAGACGUUUGGUUCCUUUUGUGACCAGCACUGGUGUUUCAUAACUGGAACCAACAGUGAUAUUGUUUGCUGAUAUGAUCAAGCCAUGAAUGGGUUGCCAGU
This is a messenger RNA of Cuscuta campestris, 6715 nucleotides long. The record is from the annotation of a GenBank genome assembly. NCBI's taxonomy places the organism in Eukaryota, Viridiplantae, Streptophyta, Magnoliopsida, Solanales, Convolvulaceae.